This is a messenger RNA of Cooperia oncophora, 579 nucleotides long. The record is from the annotation of a GenBank genome assembly. NCBI's taxonomy places the organism in Eukaryota, Metazoa, Nematoda, Chromadorea, Rhabditida, Trichostrongylidae.
AUGGAAUUUGCCAUUCACAGCAUCAAAAAUGUUACGCUGAACAUGUGCGCUAACGCGUGCACAACUAAAGUAGAGGGUCACGAGUGCUCGUCAUUCGAAUACGAUGCGCGGUCGCAAGAAUGCUCUAUUCAUGCAGAAGACGGGCAGCCGUUCGGAGCCAGCGUUCUGACGAAGACCGACGGACCGAUCGCCUUCUUUCAACAGGUGUGCGUGAGAGGCGAUGCUCUUUGUUCAACACCGUACGCGUUUGAAAGGUAUCCUCAAAGUCUGCUCAUCGGUCAUGCAAUGAAGGUUAUUUUUGUCGUCGGAGUGUCAGAAUGCUUGUCGCGGUGCCUGACAGCCCCAACGUCACUACACACACAAUGCCGUUCGGUGAUGUUCUUCUACAAGACCGGCGAAUGCAUUAUAAAUCGCGAACGACGGAGUGACUGGCCGGAGCUGUUCGUCGAUGGCGUACAGGACCAGCUUGUUGACUACUUUGAGAACAACUGUCAAGAUGUCCACUGCUUCGAUGGACAAUUGCACUGGGUUCGAACGGAAGAGUACUACAUAAACCACGAAAAAGAUGUCAUCAUAGAA